AAAAAUUCCAGCAUGAAGGCAGCGUGUGGUGGGCCUAUAUAAGAGGAUAUGAGUUCAUGUGCGCUCACCGCAACACCAGAUUCUGUCGUUAACGCUCUCUGAAGAGACAAAAAGAAGACGAGCUUCCAAACGGAUGAGAUGGAUCCACAUGUGGUGAGAUGGAACUUAUUAUCUGUCAGUGUGCUGCUGCUCACAUUGUACCUCAGCAACACCACCACUGCUGUCAGCAUGAAGGAACACCUGGCCGACUGUCUGAAUGACACAGACUACCCUAAGCUGAUGCACACUAUCCAGAACGGCCUUCCACGAACGCAUAACUCUCAUCAUGUUGUCAUCGUCGGAGCUGGCGUGGCUGGACUGACGGCUGCAAAGCUACUGCAAGACGCAGGACACAAGGUCACCAUAUUAGAGGCUAGUGAUCGUGUUGGAGGACGAGUGAUGACCUACAGAGAUGAAAGAGACGGCUGGUAUGCUGAACUGGGAGCCAUGAGGAUCCCAAGUUAUCACCAUAUCGUCCGCUGGUUUGCUCAAGAACUGGGAGUCAAACUAAAUCCAUUCAUCAUGGAGGACCUCAACACAUAUUACCUGGUCCAUGGGCUGCUGAAAAGAACAUACGCAGUGAAAGCAAAUCCUGACAUCCUGAAGUAUAAACUGCGGAAGAGCGAAAGAGGGAAGUCACCUGACCAACUGCUACAGCGAGCUCUGCAGAAGGUGAAAGAUGAAGUGGAGGCACAUGGCUGCAAAGCUGCGCUACGGAAGUACGACCACUAUUCUGUGAAGGAGUAUCUGAGAGAAGAAGGAGGUCUAAGUCCAGAGGCAGUGAGGAUGAUCGGAGACCUGCUUAAUGAACAGAGCCUCAUGCACUUGGCGCUGACUGAGAUGAUCUACAUCCAGAGCGACGUCAGCGACACCACUACGUACGACGAAGUGACUGGUGGGUCUGAUCUCCUGACCAAUGCUUUUCUCACAGUCCUUGAUGUCCCCAUCUUCCUCAACUCCAAGGUCAAACGUAUCAGCCAAUCAGAUAAAGGUGUGAUUGUAUCGUACCAGACAGACCACCAGUCCUCUUUGACAGACCUCUCUGCAGACAUCGUCCUGGUAACAACUACAGCCAAGGCAGCCCUCUUCAUCGACUUUGAUCCACCUCUCUCCACUAGAAAGAUGGAAGUCCUGAGAGGGGUCCACUACGAAAGCUCCACCAAAAUCAUCCUCACCUUCAGCAGGAAGUUUUGGGAAGAUGACGGCAUCCGAGGAGGAAAGAGCAUCACUGACGGGCCCUCUCGUUUUAUCUACUACCCCAGCCACAGUUUCCUGACCAACGAUACCAUCGGCGUCCUCCUGGCCUCCUACACCUGGUCUGAUGACUCCCUCCUCUUCCUAGGUGCCAGUGAUGAAGACCUGAAAGAGCUGGCUCUGAGAGAUUUGGCAAAGAUCCACGGCGAGCACGUCAAGUCUCUGUGCACAGGGGUGGUGGUGAAGAGGUGGAGCGAUGAUCCUUACAGCCUGGGCGCCUUCGCUCUCUUCACACCUUACCAACAUUUAGAGUACUCUAAGGAGCUGUUCAGACACGAAGGCAGGGUGCACUUUGCUGGUGAACACACGGCCUUCCCUCACGCCUGGAUUGAGACCUCUAUGAAAUCUGCCAUCAGAGCUGCAGUCAACAUUAACAAAGCGUCAGCUGGAGCUCAACACCGUGACGAACUGUAGAAUCUUUAAUCCAGCACUUUUUCUUGGUUGCUUCAUGAGCACAGGUGCACAGAAACAACUUUAUCUGUUCCUGUAUCUGUUCAAUCAACAAAACAAUCUGUCUCUGUAUCUGUAUUCAGAUAUACGACUCAAAUACACACACACAAGAAAAUGAUAAGGAAAAUGAUAAGUCACUACUUUUUAAGCACUGACAAACCAAAGCAAGUUUUGCUGACCGAUAAAAGAGGUUACUUUCACUCUUUUACAUGAUUUGUUUUCUACUGUUCUCUUUAGAUUUAUACUAUGAGGAAGAAGAAGCUAAAUUUGUAUUAUAUACAAAGUCCCAAACUACAAACUGUGUGCACACACUGCUGUUCAUAACUGAGUUUCAUAUUUGUUAUUUAUCUCAUUUUCUAAAAAUGUUUUAAUCUAUUAAAUGUUUUUCACAUUUUCCAUUAA
Molecule: messenger RNA, 2145 nt
Organism: Epinephelus fuscoguttatus (brown-marbled grouper)
Lineage: Eukaryota; Metazoa; Chordata; Actinopteri; Perciformes; Serranidae
Product: L-amino-acid oxidase-like
Exons: 8
Coding region: 139-1707 (522 amino acids)
Biological process (GO): amino acid catabolic process
Molecular function (GO): polyamine oxidase activity; L-amino-acid oxidase activity
Source: RefSeq, a predicted model, not a curated record